Messenger RNA from Siniperca chuatsi (mandarin fish), 1317 nucleotides. It is a transcript of the gene cabp5a, whose product is annotated as calcium binding protein 5a. Bases 211 to 762 code for a protein of 183 amino acids. The transcript is spliced from 7 exons. The record is from RefSeq and is a predicted model, not a curated record. Lineage: Eukaryota; Metazoa; Chordata; Actinopteri; Centrarchiformes; Sinipercidae. Gene Ontology annotation, molecular function: calcium ion binding.
GAGCAUACAACCCUGGAUGCAGCCACACCUCCCCUCACACAACCUCUCAGCAUCCCGUCAGGCUGGGCAGACAGAGCUGUUACACACUGAGAGCCAGGGCUGUCCUGUUUGAGGAGGGACAGGGCCGAUACUGAGAAGAAGAUUAAAAAAGACAGAGGGCUUCGUGCACUGCACAGGUUAGCUGCUGAGUCUUGGCUUCAGAGGUCGUGUAUGAUGCGUUUGGCUGAUGAACAGAAAUCUCCAGAGGAAGAAAUGAGUUUCGGGGCAGCGUGUAUUUUCCUGCGAGGAGGGAAAAAUAUUUCAAGAGAACUGGCUGAUGAUGAGAUUGAUGAGCUGCGUGAUGCAUUCAAUGAAUUUGAUAAAGACAAGGACGGGCUGAUCAGCUGUAAGGACCUGGGGAAUCUGAUGAGGACAAUGGGCUACAUGCCUACAGAGAUGGAGCUGAUCGAGCUGAGCCAGAACAUCAACAUGAACCUUGGUGGGAGAGUUGACUUUGAGGACUUCGUAGAGCUCAUGGCCCCGAAGCUUCUGGCAGAAACAGCUGGGAUGAUUGGCAUGAAAGAGCUCAAAGACGCCUUUAAAGAGUUCGACAUGGACGGAGAUGGAGAGAUCACAACAGAGGAGCUGCGGUCAGCCAUGACCAAGCUGAUGGGAGAGCACAUGAGCCAGAGAGAGAUAGAUGCCAUAGUAAAAGAAGCAGAUGAUAACGGAGAUGGCACAGUAGACUUUGAAGAGUUCGUCAGAAUGAUGUCCCAUCAAUGACAGUCGAGGAGGCCGUCAGUCAAGAAAGCACCUUUGCACCUCUACAGACGUGCAUUAAUAUUGACACUGUCUUUCAAUGAGGCUCUUUGACAGAUUCACUUGUACAUGCUAAGAAGAAACCCUUAAUAAUGUUAAAAAUUCAAAGAAAGUGCUGCGAAGAAAAGUCAAGUAAUAUCAAGUCGCUCCCAGAGAGAAUUUUACAGCUAUGCAAAGACUGACAAUCAUGUACUGAGACAUUUUUUUAAAUGUAAGAUUAUGGAUUGAAUUUAAUUUUUGAACUGUAUGUAUUGCUAAUGAGACAUAUUUAUUCUUUACUGAAUCAUUCUGACAGUGUUGCAUCAUUCUUAUCACUGUGAAACAAUGUAAUGCAAGAUUAGAUAAAAGGUUAUCAAGCAUUUAUUAACAGUUAAAAUACUAAUCUGUAUAGAUUAUGUACUUAUACAGUCCUUAGCCUAGGCUUGUUGUAAUGUGUAACUUGUUGGACUACAUAAUUAAUUUAUGAAAUCCAGCAAGUUCAAUCUUGGUAACUGAUGCAAAAUAAAACAUCUAAGUAUA